Molecule: messenger RNA, 1320 nt
Organism: Neohortaea acidophila
Lineage: Eukaryota; Fungi; Ascomycota; Dothideomycetes; Mycosphaerellales; Teratosphaeriaceae
Exons: 3
Coding region: 1-1320 (439 amino acids)
Source: RefSeq, a predicted model, not a curated record
AUGGACCUCAUCACACAAAAGUCUCACACGCCAUCUCUGCCAUCGUUUACGCUUCAAUCAUCAUCCCGCGAGCUCCCUUCAGAUGGCGGGGCGUCACCAGAGGAUCAAGAACCACUUCGAAUCUUCGUUUUCGACACGCAACGGACCAGUGCGCAGCUUUUCAGUCGGCAUCUGCUCUCCCAUCUGCGCUUCGGUAGUAUUUCGAACCCUUAUGCUCUGGCAGCAACACUGGGACCCGACCGCGUACAGCCGAAGCUUCAGAAUAACGAGCUGGCGAAGAAGGCGUGGGAUGACCAGAUUGCCGCAGCACCCACUCGCAUCACCUCACUCACUUACAAUAUUGCCACCGAGAGGCUCCUCCGCGAGGCCGACAAGCUCGAACACGAGGGCAAGAUCCUUUUCGUGCGAGAGCAAUCACCGCUGAUCAUGAGACCCGACGUCGUCCUCUCCGCCAUCCACAGCCAUGAGCCCGGGUUCUCCAGACUCACCAACCCGACAUGCUUGCCCGAUGCAUUCCUUGCUCUCGUUACCCCAAUCAUCUUCAUCCGGCAUCCAGCAAAGGUGAUUCCCGCUUGGCUGCGCGAGGCAAACAGCGUCGGCCCAUUCUACAAUAUCGACGACGACGAUCUGACGUUCUGGACGAGUGCGCGCUGGUCGCGCAUGAUCUUUGACUAUCUGCGCCCCGUGGCACCGGCGAAACGACCUGCUUCUAGAAGACGGCGCGCGGACUCGGUGCUUUCCACACACCAAGAUCUUCCGCUCAUAGCCAGCUGGCCGAUCGUCAUUGACGAUGCGGACGUAGUGAACAACACUCAUGCCAUCCUCCUCAUGCUCUGCCGCCUGCUCGAUCUCGACACGGCGGACAUGGAGGAGACGUGGGGUUUCGGGCAGAAGUUCCAGCGUGCGUCGUUUACGGAUCGCGUGCGCCCCGAGCCAAAUCGAAGCAGCCAGAAACACCGCCGGACAACGUCUCAGGCCUCAGAAGAGCUCAUCGACCUCGACGCAGAGCAAGCGGAGUGGAAACGGGAGUUUGGUGACGAAACAGCACAAGCACUUCGACGGAAAGUGGAGGAUGAGCUGCCGCACUACCAUUACCUCAGAAACUUCAAGCUGCGCGCAUUGCCCUCCGCCGCGGACAACGUUACCUUCAAAGAAGACGUGUUUGGCUCGUCCUCGGCGCCAAUCCCGCUCGCCAAGAUGCGUUCGGCUUCAAUGUGGGGUCACGAAGACGAGAUAUGGUCAUCUGGCGUGCAGAUGAAGCCAAUCUUCCGGUCUGCUUCGUUGGGACAUAUUGCUUUUGGGAGCGGGGGAGGGGCAUGA